Molecule: messenger RNA, 1116 nt
Organism: Drosophila nasuta
Lineage: Eukaryota; Metazoa; Arthropoda; Insecta; Diptera; Drosophilidae
Product: enoyl-CoA delta isomerase 1, mitochondrial-like
Exons: 4
Coding region: 161-1015 (284 amino acids)
Biological process (GO): fatty acid beta-oxidation
Cellular component (GO): mitochondrion
Source: RefSeq, a predicted model, not a curated record
GCUCAACUGGUGGCAUUGUUUACAUUUCUCAUAACAAAUACGCUUCUUAUUUGCCAUUUAAUAAACGCUUUCGGCGUGUAUAGAAGAACUUCAAAAGUGUGCUUAAAAACACUGAAUCCAAAGGUCACUUAAAAGACUUGGACUUUUGAAACAAAAUAGGAUGUUGCGAUCAAAAGUUUUAAGUCUGCUGCCCCGUGCCUUGAGUAUUAGCAGUAGCAGCAGACAAAUGUCUACGGCUACCAAGCUGACCAUUGUGGAGGUUAAUGAUAAGACAGGCAUUGCAACACUAUCAUUAAACCGGCCGCCAAUAAAUGGACUCAAUCUGCAAUUGCUGCAAGAUCUGCAGCAAUCCAUUAAGGAAAUUGAGAGUAACAAGAGCACGGGACUUAUACUAACAUCGGCGAAUUCAAAAGUGUUCUCGGCAGGAAUUGAUAUACAUGAAAUGUACAAGCCCGACAAGGAGCGAGUGCGUCUGCUCUGGACAACACUGCAGGACAUUUGGGUCGCCCUCUACGGCAGUAAGGUUCCCACUGCGGCUGCCAUUAAUGGUCAUGCGCCGGCUGGAGGAUGCCUGCUGGCUACAUCGCUCGAGUAUCGCGUCAUGCUGCCCAAUUUUAGGAUUGGUUUGAAUGAAACCCAGCUAGGCAUGACUGUGCCUAUCUUUUGCAUAUUUAACUACUUGAAUGUCCUGCCUCGUCGUCUUGCGGAGCGUGCGCUCAAUCAGGGACACAUGUUCACCACAGAGGAAGCUGUGCAGUUGGGCAUGGUGGAUGAUGUGGCCCAGAGCAAGGAAGAGGCGCUGGAGAAGUGUGCUCAGUUCAUUGGCUCAUUUGCCAAAGUCAAUCCUGUGGCGCGUUCGCUAACUAAACUGCAGUUCAGAGCUGCCGAUUUGCAGCGAUUUGAAAAGGAGCGCCAAAAGGAUUUGGACAUUUUUAUGACGUUCAUAAAUGAUCCACAGAUGCAGGAACAACUUGGCGUUUACCUGCAGAAUCUGAGCAAAAAAGCAGCCAACUAAAAGGUUAUCCCGUCUUUUUUUCUUGUGAAGAUAUUAUUUCCAGCAGUGCAUUUAUUAAUUGAGUUCAAUUAUUAUAAAUAAACUUCAAUUACGCUUCCGAA